AUGAAGUCUUUCACCUUGUCCGGCGUUCUCGCUGCUCUCACUGCCACCGCUGCCGUUCAGGCCCAGACCUACUCCCAAGAUGGCCCUUUCAACCUCAAGCUCAAGUCCGAUGAUUCCUCCAUCGACGGCAAGUACCUCUAUGCCUGCCACGCCGGUGCCGCCAUUGAGUCGCUGUGCCUUGGCAGCACCGAGAGCCCCGCCGGCUCCUCUUCAGCCUCCUUCUAUUACAACUACACCGUCAACGACAACGUUCCUUCCAACUCCGGUCUCUUGAUCUGGAACCUCGAGGCUAACGGCCAAGAUGGUGUCAUCACCGUCUCUUCCCCUCUGUCUUUCAACUACGACCCUGGCUCUAACGUUGCCACGACGCUGUUCAUGCCUUCUACUUCCCCGAGCCUCAAUGUUGCCUUUGACAACGAGGACCAGCUGUUUGUUCCUACCUACACCGACGACUCCAAGUAUGUUCCGGGCCAAUACCCCCAGAAUACUGGCGCCAUCGCCCUCCAGAACUGGCAGGCAUGCUGGGCGCAAGUUGGAGGCUACUACUACAACGUACUCGCGUGGGUUACUAGCGGCGCGCCCAAGAACCCCACUUGCAAGGCUGUGAAGGUGGCCAAGGAGGCUCAACAAGAGAAACCCAAGGGCGACCAGGUUGGGGAGACUGCUGCUCAGAUCCCCGACGGCCAGGUACUAAACACUGAGCAGCAAACGUCGGAGGAUGACCAUGUCGAGAAGGGGUCUGAGGAACAACAGCCCGAGGGUGACUCCGCCGGAGAGACUGUUGCCCAGAUCGGUGAUGGUCAGGUGCAGAAUGUUCCUGCGAAUGAGGAUGGGGAGGUCGUUACCCAGAUUGGGGAUGGACAGAUUCAGAAUGCUCCCGCAGAGGAGGGAGAGGACGAUGACGAGCCUGUUUCCCAGAUCGGCGACGGUCAGGUUCAAAACGACCCUGUGGAGGAAGACACAACUCCUGUCACUCAAAUCGAUGAUGGUCAGGUGCAGAAUGCUCCCGCCGAGGAGGAUCCUGUCCCCGUUGCUCAGAUCGGUGAUGGUCAAAUCCAGAAUACCCCUGUCCCUGUCACUCAACGCAACGAUGGCCAGAUCUAGAACCCUUUCGUCAAGGAAGAGCCCAAGCCUGUUGUCCAGAUUCGGGAUGGUAGCGAAAGCUGUUCAUGAGGAUGGUUCUCACGCGGACUUCAACAACGAGUAUACGAACAAGAUUUCAUGGCAAGGAAAAUGAGCCCAGAUGGUUGGCUGACUUGGGCAGAACGUGCAUCAUUAAUCACUAAUGGUUUCUUUCUUAAAAGUAAUAACAGUCGAAACUCGAUGCUUUGGCGUUGAGAAGAUUCAUAGUUAAUACAUUUCAUUUCAUUCACGUUUUCCUGUUUGUUUUACUUUGCUUUGACUGCGUAGUGACCAAGAUUUCAUGGUAAGAACAUGGGCAGAUGUCAGAUUUGGAUUCCUUCUUCUUGGCACUUGAUACUUACUGACCAGAGCAAGCUGGCAUUGAGAAUGAGGUAACUAACUAGGUAGCAAAUAUUCCUUAUAUAUAUCAUCAGCU
Neurospora hispaniola is the source of this 1558-nucleotide messenger RNA. RefSeq lists its product as uncharacterized. Gene Ontology annotation, molecular function: structural constituent of cell wall. The transcript is spliced from 3 exons. Lineage: Eukaryota; Fungi; Ascomycota; Sordariomycetes; Sordariales; Sordariaceae. Bases 1 to 1104 code for a protein of 367 amino acids. Gene Ontology annotation, cellular component: cell wall. The record is from RefSeq and is a predicted model, not a curated record.